CGUAACAAGCAGAGAGGAGGCGUGAACAUUCUUUAACAUGUUUCUUAAUAUCGGAUGGAACUUCAUAAGGUCUUAAGAACAAUCGCAGUGCCAAUCCCGACUUUGUUGACGACUUUAGCAGCUAGUUUCCCAUUCUUGAUGAGUACAAAAACAGUCCUCUUAGGGUAGAAUCUGUUUUUUCAUGCUUGAAAGAGUUUCCUGAAAACCAAAAUCUUGAACACCUUACUGCUUUUCAACGGAUCCUUUUAAGCCUCUCACCAGCCAUUGGAAUAUUUAUUCUCCAUGAGCUAAAAAAAGAAAACGUGCCAGCAACCAGCCACUAUAUGUGCAACGAUAUUUUUUGGGCUUUUGGGAUGGACAAGCCAUGAAACGAAUGAUGAGAAUUAUGCAUUUGUUCAUUUCAACUUCUUUCUUUCUUUUUACUGCUGCAACCUACAAUAACGACAAACAACAGAUACAAUUGCAAUGCUGAAGAAUUCUACUUGGAAAAUCGAGGAGACCAAUUUGGCUGAGUUCGGCAGCAAGCUCGAGAAGGAGCACCGGAAGGAAGAAGGCUCGCUUGAGAAGGCCUGGGGAAAGGAUACAGGCGUCGGAUCCGAGACAGGUCUCUGGAUUUGGCGCAUUGAGCAGUUCCAGGUUGUCCCUGUCCCCAAGGAUCAGUAUGGCAAGUUUUACGAUGGAGACAGCUAUAUCAUCCUUAAAUCAUACACAAAGAAAGAUUCGGACGUACUCCUCCAUGAUAUCCACUUCUGGCUUGGAGAUGAAACUAGCCAGGAUGAGGCUGGAACAGCUGCCUACAAGACUGUUGAGCUUGACGAUUACCUUGAUGGUAAGCCUGUCCAGCACCGUGAGAUUCAGGGCAAUGAGUCGCGGGAGCUGCUUUCAUACUUCAAGACAUUCUCUGUCUUACAUGGAGGCGUCAAGACUGGAUUCAAUCACUGGACUGAGCCUGAAUUCAAGCCUCGUCUAUUGAUUGUCAAGUCUGCACCCGUGAGUGGAGGUCACAAAUCGUCUGUUGUAGUCAGAGAGGUGUCCAAAGACGCAAUCAACUCGGGCGAUGUCUUCAUCCUGGAUACUGGUAAAGCCUUGUACCAGUGGAAUGGCAGGGAGUCCUCCGGCUUUGAGAAAGUCAAAGCUGCGGAAUACGUCCAAGGUAUCGAGGCUGAUCGAGGAGAUGCCAAGACAGAGACAUUUGAUGAGGGUGAUCGUGAUCAGAGGCUAUUCUGGGACGCUCUUGGAGGAGAAGUUGAGGUCAAAGACGCAGAUACUGUUGUUGAAGAACCUACAUAUGUCAAGAAGCUGUAUCGCUUGUCAAAUGCUAACGGCUCCUUCGAGUUCACACUCGAGGCUGAAGGCCCCAAGGUGUCCGGAGAGCUUCUGGAUUCGAAUGAUGUGUUCAUUCUGGAUGUUCAUCAUGAGGUCUUUGUCUGGAUCGGAUCCAAUGCUAACAAGGAGGAGCAUCGUCUCGGACUGCACUAUGCUCAAGAAUACCUCAAGAAGGAGGGUCUCAAUCCCUAUACCCCCAUCGCCAAGAUUCUGGAGGAUGGUGAUCAUACCAUGUUUGACAAUGCCUUGAACCGUUUUUAGCAUUGGUUUAAAGAACAUAAACAAUGAUAAAUAAAGUAUAUGAAAAUAUCAAC
Molecule: messenger RNA, 1640 nt
Organism: Lobosporangium transversale
Lineage: Eukaryota; Fungi; Mortierellomycota; Mortierellomycetes; Mortierellales; Mortierellaceae
Product: severin
Exons: 6
Coding region: 466-1587 (373 amino acids)
Molecular function (GO): actin filament binding
Source: RefSeq, a predicted model, not a curated record